Phascolarctos cinereus (koala) is the source of this 1836-nucleotide messenger RNA. RefSeq names its product plasma kallikrein-like. Lineage: Eukaryota; Metazoa; Chordata; Mammalia; Diprotodontia; Phascolarctidae. Gene Ontology annotation, cellular component: extracellular region. Gene Ontology annotation, molecular function: serine-type endopeptidase activity; protein binding. Gene Ontology annotation, biological process: proteolysis. The record is from RefSeq and is a predicted model, not a curated record.
AGCAAGGAGAGCCAUGAAGGACUUGAUAUGAGAGGGGUGAAUUUCAAUGUAACCAAGGUGAACACUGUUGAAGAAUGUCAAAAACAAUGUACAAACCAUGCCCUCUGCCAAUUUUACACAUAUGCCACACAGACGUUCCACAGAUUGGAGUAUCGAAACACAUGUCUGCUGAAGCACAGCCAGUCAGGAUUCCCUGAUAUGAUCAAGAUGGUGGAAGGCUUGGUGUCAGGAUUCUCCCUGAAGCCCUGUGGACUUUCUGAUAUGGGUUGCCAAAUGAAUAUUUUUCAACAUAUGUCAUUUUCUGGUGAAGAUGUUGGCAGAGUGAUUGCUCCGGAUCCUUUUGUAUGCCGCACUAUUUGCUCCUAUUAUCCAAAUUGCUUAUUUUUUACAUUCUUUACAAACACAUGGCAUAUACAGCCACAAAGAAAUAUGUGUUUUCUUAAGACAUCAAAGAGUGGAAAACCAAGCUCUGAAAUACCACUGGUCAACACCACCUCAGGAUAUAGUCUUCUAAGCUGCAAAGAUUUGCCUGAACGAUGCCAUUCCCAAAGGUAUGUUGGUGUGGACUUUGAAGGUGAUGAGCUGGAAGCUGUCUAUGUUAAAGGAAUUAAGGCUUGUCAAGAAAACUGUACAAACAAAAUCCGCUGUCAGUUUUUCACAUAUACAUCCCACCAAGGAGAAUGCAAGGAAGACAGGUGUAAAUGUUCCUUAAAAAUUUCUUUGAAUGGUUCUCCAACUAGAAUAGUCUAUGGGACAGAAGGUACCUCUGGUUAUACUUUAAGAAUGUGUAAAACGCCAAGCAUCUCUGUCUGCACAAAGACAGUAACUACAAGGAUUGUUGGAGGCACUAGAUCUUCCCCACGAGAGUGGCCAUGGCAAGCCUCCUUACAAGUCAAACUGAGGACACAGAGUCAUGUGUGUGGAGGCUCAGUCAUUGGGAAUCAGUGGGUCAUAACGGCUGCCCAUUGCUUUGAUGACUUACCAUCACCUGAUAUUUGGAGAAUUUAUACUGGCAUUUUAAAUCAGUCAGAAAUCCAGGCAGCCAUACCUUUCUCCAGGGCUGAAAAGAUUAUUAUCCACCCUCAAUAUAAAAUUUCGGAAACAAUACAUGAUAUUGCUUUAAUCAAGCUUAAAGCUGCCAUGAAUUUCACUGAUUUCCAAAAACCUAUCUGCUUACCCUCAAAAGAAGACAUGACUUAUACCACCUGCUGGGUGACUGGAUGGGGCUUCACUCAGGAAAAAGGUACAAUCCAAAACACUCUCCAGAAGGUCAGAAUUCCCCUAGUGCCCAUUGAAGAAUGUCGGAAAAAAUACAUUCAACAUAAAGUAACUGAUCAGAUGGUCUGUGCUGGUUAUAAAGAAGGGGGUAAAGAUGCUUGUAAGGGAGAUUCAGGUGGCCCCCUGUCCUGUUACCAAAAUGGAGUAUGGCAACUAGUUGGCAUCACCAGCUGGGGAGAUGGUUGUGCUAAAAAGGAUCACCCGGGUGUUUAUACCAAAGUGGCUGCAUAUGUGGAUUGGAUUUUAGAGAUCACACAAAACUGACCAACUCUCCUUGAUGAAGCUAGCUGCUUGUGAAUGGAGGAGAAACUUGAUGGAUAUAAAAAGGACCACUGAAGUGGCUUGAAGUCAAGAAUAGCAAAUGAUGAGCUAAGAGAAACUGAAGGCUCAAGAGUUGGCUGCAGGAACUCAACUCUGGCAAAAACAAACAGGAAUCUUGGAGAUUACAAUAAAUCAAGGACAAGAUGCCACCAUCUCAGCCUGUAACUGAGUUCUCGAACUUUGACCUAUGUUGUUUUUCAGUUAAAAAAAUUAAAGAAAGACAUGGUUUGGCUCUUA